Messenger RNA from Aspergillus luchuensis, 1995 nucleotides. RefSeq names its product putative phosphoinositide-specific phospholipase C. Gene Ontology annotation, biological process: lipid metabolic process; phosphatidylinositol-mediated signaling. Gene Ontology annotation, molecular function: phosphatidylinositol-4,5-bisphosphate phospholipase C activity. NCBI's taxonomy places the organism in Eukaryota, Fungi, Ascomycota, Eurotiomycetes, Eurotiales, Aspergillaceae. Bases 1 to 1995 code for a protein of 664 amino acids. The transcript is spliced from 4 exons. The record is from RefSeq and is a predicted model, not a curated record.
AUGGACGAACUCACUGCCCAGACCAGUCGCAUCACCAUGGACUCUUCCCUGUCCACUCAGAAGAUCACACUUCCCUUUGCGCCAUCCAUGCUCAACUACAUAGACAAGAUCUACAGCUCGUUGACGUCGAUGAACCAGCCUAACUUCUUGACUGAGGUCCAGCGUGAACCAACGGGCCAAGGGUCAACCACCAAAGAGCACCCAGCUCCACUAGCGACCCUGGCUGCCUUCUACGAGUAUUUGGCAAGCCCAGAGGCCUCUGCAAUGCGAGCUGCUACCCAGAUGGAUCUCUCGGCGCCUAUUACGGACUAUUUCAUCUCCACUAGUCACAAUACGUACUUGACUGGAAACCAGCUGUACAGUGAAUCGAAAGCAAGUGCUUAUACAAAUGUCCUACUCAGUGGGUGCAGAUCCGUCGAGAUUGACGUCUGGGAUGGAAAAGCGGAGGGUGAAAGCUCCCAAGAAACUGGCGACAGCAGUGCCACUAGUGGCAGCAACAGCUCCGACGAUGAGAAGAUCAGUUCCUGUAAACCCCGUCGCGGAUCCAAGAGGGAAAAGUUGAAGAAGAUGACUGAGAACCACCGUCAUCUGCGCGCCCUUUCCCAGGAGGUUGGCAAACUAGAAGGCUUUCUGGGGCAUCACAAGCCGUCCACGAGCAGUGGAAGCUCUGGCGAAAGCAAGGCGUCUGGUAGCGCGAUCCCGGUUCCUGGUAAACCAGAGCCACGAGUGUUGCAUGGUCACACGCUUACUAGGGAAACCAGCUUUCGUGAAGUCUGCUAUGCGAUCCGGGACAGCGCAUUUGUUGCAAGCGACCUUCCAGUCAUUGUUAGUUUGGAAGUACAUGCCUGCCUGGAACAGCAGCAGACAAUGGUCGAGAUCAUGGAAGAAGCAUGGAAGGGGAUGUUGGUCGAGGUGACGCCUGAACUCGAAGCUGGCACGGUCCCGCCGCCGCCUCUUAAGGAUCUGAAGAGGAAGAUCCUGAUCAAGGUGAAGCACGUCGAAUCCGUAGACGAAGGUGGAGACCGUGAAGCAAAGGAGAAGGCAGUUUAUACCCAGCACAUGGAGGCUUUGAAGCAACAGAAAAGUCCCACGAGUCCGGAUGAGGCUUCCAAGACUCCUCAGACUCCGGAGUCCACCACUGCAGCUCCACACAAGCCCUCCAAAAUCCUGCAGGCGCUCAGUAAACUGGCCGUAUUCACCAAGGGAUUCCACUUUAACAACUUUGCACAGCCAGAGGCCAAGGUUCCCAGCCAUGUGUUCUCAUUGUCCGAGAAAGCCGUUCGAGAAGCACAUGCCACCGAUGGCGACGCGUUGUUUGAGCACAACCGACACUUCUUCAUGCGCGUCUAUCCCAAUGGCUUGCGAGUCGACUCUUCCAACAUGGACCCGACUUUCUUCUGGCGGCGUGGUGCUCAAAUGGUCGCCCUGAACUGGCAGAACUUCGACAAAGCGAUGAUGCUCAAUUCAGGCAUGUUCGCAGGGGAGCAAGGUUGGGUGCUCAAGCCUCCAGGAUAUCGCGGCUCCGAUGCACAGCCUGGAAUUAUCGAACCUCGCCGACUGGAUCUGACUAUUGAGUUCCUGGCUGGCCAGAACAUCCCACUACCCGCUGGCCACACCAACGAAAACAAAUUCUACCCCUUCGUGACGUGUCUCCUGCACGUGGAGACGCCAGAUGACAGCUUCGCAGCAUCUGAGGACGACACUGAAUCUGAAAAGACCGGUUACAAACAUUGCACGAAGAGCGUUACCGGCGUGAACCCCGAUUUUGGCAGUCAGAAGAUGGAGUUUGCGACCGUCUCAGGCUUCCUCGAUGAAUUGACAUUUGUUCGAUUCAAAAUCAAGGACAACGAAUGGAUGCACAAUGCGCUGGCCGCAUGGGCGUGCAUUCGACUAGAUCGACUCCAAGAGGGCUAUCGGAUCAUUCACCUAAAUGACAGUACUGGAGCACCAACAGAGGGCGCUCUCCUGGUACACAUCACCAAGAAAUACAGCUGA